Molecule: messenger RNA, 1191 nt
Organism: Syngnathus typhle (broad-nosed pipefish)
Lineage: Eukaryota; Metazoa; Chordata; Actinopteri; Syngnathiformes; Syngnathidae
Gene: lrrc18b
Product: leucine rich repeat containing 18b
Exons: 3
Coding region: 475-1191 (238 amino acids)
Molecular function (GO): protein binding
Source: RefSeq, a predicted model, not a curated record
GAGCGAGAGAGACAGAGAGAAUGCAUGUGUGUAUGCAUGUUUGUGCAGAAGGAGAAUUAUAUUCACGAAGCAUGGAAACUGGGCCAGACUGGGAUCUUGUCCAUGAUCAGCCGAAGUGAAAGGAAAAGGGUCAGUUUGAACCGUUUGGUGGAUCCUUAAAUGUAAAUUACAUUUCUUCAGACUUUGGCCAAUUGAAACAUUUUUAAUACAAAUGUUUCCUUUCACACGUGAGUAAAAUAAAAUGCGACUUAACGUUCUUUUUGAAAUCAGCAAAAGGAUAUUCCCAGGAACAAUAUCAGAUUUGAUUACAUUGAAACAUAGACACUUAACUGUUGGUUUCCUCAAUGACACCUGCAAAUGUUGCUAGGAAACACCAGAAAACAAAUGCAAUAUUUGUUCAGGUGAAUCAGGCACACAGUAACUAAAGCAAGUAUUCCUGACUACUUUGAGGAAACAUCAACUUGACACCGAAGCAUGCCGAAGAAGAAGAAGAAGAAAAAAAUCAUUCCACUGAGCAAGGUCUUCAGCAUCGAAAUGGCCAUGGAUUGCAUUAAACUGUUGGGGGAUGGCAAACAGUGCCUCAAUCUCAGCUUCAAAGAGUUUGACGCAGUCCCAGAAAGCAUCCAGAAACUGUGGCGAGUCGAGGAACUGAUCCUGGGCAGGAACCUCAUCGUUGAGCUGCCUGACUUUCUUCGUGACUUCACCAAAAUCCAAGUUUUGGACCUGCACAGCAACUAUCUGGAGAAAAUCCCCCCAACCGUCGGGCUCCUAAAGACCCUGGUGGUUUUGAAUUUGUGCAACAACCGUCUAAAACAAGUCCCCAAGGAGCUGGGCUUGCUGCAGAACCUCCAGAAGCUCUACUUGGGUCUCAACAAGCUUCAAAUACUCCCCACAGCCAUCGGGGACUUGCAUGAGCUCGUCUACAUCGGCCUCUCUGACAACAGAUUUUCCGUUGUGCCCAAGUGCUUGGAAAACCUCCCAAAGUUGAAAAAAAUCAACCUGGACAGAAAUCCCUUUCCUCCGCCCCCAGACUUGAAGAAAAUGGCUCUCCCGAAAACAUUUUUCAUGGCUAAUGCGUACAAUCUAUGUGAGGUCUGCCUUGAGAAUUGCAGAGCAGACAGAAAGAAGCUGCUGAACGCACGACAAGUUAAGGCUACUGUGCACGUGCCACGAGUGAAGACCGUUACCUAA